This is a messenger RNA of Colletotrichum godetiae, 2724 nucleotides long. Its product is annotated as transmembrane GTPase fzo1. Gene Ontology annotation, molecular function: GTP binding; GTPase activity. NCBI's taxonomy places the organism in Eukaryota, Fungi, Ascomycota, Sordariomycetes, Glomerellales, Glomerellaceae. Gene Ontology annotation, cellular component: mitochondrial outer membrane. The record is from RefSeq and is a predicted model, not a curated record. Gene Ontology annotation, biological process: mitochondrial fusion; mitochondrion localization. The coding region runs from base 1 to 2724 and encodes 907 amino acids. The transcript is spliced from 2 exons.
AUGAGCCAAGAUUAUUUCUCAAAGAAGGGCAAGGCACCCAUGGACCAGGAACUUGAAAAGGACGACAACGACGCGCCUUACCAACCAGUGCCGUCAUCGAGCAGGCCACCGCAAUUCAUGACCGUUGGAUCCGGCUCCACCUCUGCACAUGCAGCGCAUCUCCAGUCGCUCCUCGAGAACGACUCUGGGUACGGCGGCAGUAUCGCGGACGGCAACGCAAUGACAUCCUCUGGCGACCGACACAUUCCGACUCCUGUCAAUGGCCAGCUCUCCGAAGCUGACCGGCGCAGUCAGGCGGGCGCUAUUCACCAGCUGUGGUACAAUGCCCACAGAGUGACGCUGGGUCGCUCCAUCAACAAGGUCAUUGAGCUCUUGAAGGAGUUGCAAGAGAUGAAUGUUUCCUGGCCAGCACAUUAUCCGUCUGUUCAGCGAGCCGAGGGAGCACGCCCUGCCCCGUCACACUCGUACUCAACCAUCGGCGAAGCCCCCGCGUCCAUGUCCGCCUCGUCAGUUCCGUCGUCUCCGACCGCUCCUCCAUCCUUACGACGAUCUUUUACAUCGCUAGAAGCCCGCGAGAGUGCCGAGUCGAGCCGGGCCCAGGAAAGACGGGCACCGGAAGAACCGCGACUCGUCACCCCCCAAAUCGCCCAAGACUUUUCGGUCCUCAAACUAGACCUCAAGCUGGGCUCGCUUCACCAGGCAGAGCUUGUCCACUCCUUGGAGAAGGGCUCCAUCGCCUCCCUUCUGGAUGGCAAGAUCAGCUCUAGCGUCCGACACUUACUCAACCUCCGAGAACGAAUCGAAGAUACAUCCAGCAAAGUCUUGAUCACUGGUGAUUUGAAUGCCGGAAAAUCGACUUUCUGCAAUGCUCUGCUUCGAAGAAAGGUUCUUCCCGAGGAUCAACAACCUUGCACGGCAAUCUUUUGCGAGGUCCUGGAUGCAAGGGAGAACGGAGGCCUCGAAGAGGUGCACGCUGUUCACAAGGACGCCGACUACGACCGCCAUAACGAGAGCACAUACGACGUUUACAAGCUGGCGCAGCUCGAGGAGCUCGUGGUGGACAACGAGAAAUACACCCAGUGCAAGGUCUACGUCAAGGACGUACGAACCAUUGACGAAUCUCUGCUGAAUAAUGGUGUGGUGGAUAUUGCUCUGAUCGAUGCCCCGGGUCUCAACUCUGAUACAACCAAGACGACGGCUGUUUUCGCCCGACAGGAGGAAAUCGAUGUCGUCGUCUUCGUGGUAUCAGCUGCGAAUCACUUCACUAUGACGGCUAAGGAGUUCAUCUGGGCAGCCGCUGCCGAGAAGGCCUACCUUUUCAUUGUUGUCAAUGGCUACGACAACAUUAGAGACAAAAACAGGUGCCAAAAGAUGAUUCUCGACCAGGUCCACGGACUCAGCCCGAGAACGCACAAGGAAUCAAAUGAGCUGGUUCAUUUCGUCUCGAGUAAUGCUGUUCCUACAGCUCCCGCGCACCCGGGCGGGCCCUCCGGUGGAGGCAGUGGCGGAGGUGGUGGUGAUGACCCUGGAGACGACCCGAAGGGCAAGGGCAAGGACGUUGAGAAGAUCCGAGACUUUGAGAACCUCGAGCAGUCGUUGCGAAGAUUCGUCCUCGAGAAACGCGCCAGAUCCAAGCUGGCACCGGCAAAGACCUAUCUGCUCAACAUCCUGAACGACGUCCACGUUCUUGCCAACGUCAACUCCGAGGUUGCCAACUCCGAACUUGACCGCGUCGUCAAGGAACUCAAGGAGAUUGAGCCCCAGCUCGAAUCAAGCCGGAAGGCCACCGCACAGGUUGGCGACGAGAUUGACAAGAUUACCGAAGGGACGUGCAAGGAGGUCUACGACUACACACGGACGACCCUCAGCACGGCUAUCGACCAUGCUGGGGACAACAACCACGGCGUCCCUUACCGGGGCAUCUUCAAUGCGUUUGAGUACGCGGAAGAGCUCAAGGAAGCCAUGAUGUCUUACAUCCAUGAGUCGGUUGUUGCCUGCGAGGACCACGCAAAGACCAAGACGGUUGGCGGCGUCAACGCCAUCAAGCAGCUCGGCAUCAUGCAUCUCGGCAACGACUACCAAAGCCUGGUGUUCCGGCCCGACGUCAUGUUCAAGAGAAAGCGCGACUCAAUGGCACGCAAUGUCGAUGUCCCCACUGAACUCUGGGACUUUGUCGACUGGCACACCAUCGCCCAGAAGCAGGAGAAGGUGGCAGGCACUGGAAUGGCUCUCACUGUCGCGGGAGCUCUCGUUCCUCGCAUGAUGGGUUCCAGCGGCUGGUUGGACCACGCGUUGAGCGCAGCGAAGAUCAUGGGCAACGACAACCUGCGUCGCCUCAUUGUCCCUGCCAUCCUCGCAGCUUCAUUCGCGGCCGUCGCCUACAUUCUCAACCAGAUCCCCAACUCCCUGCCCCACCGGCUUUCGGCCAAGAUUGCGGCUCAGCUGGAGGCAGUCGACUACGUGCACACUAACUCUACGCGCAUCUCGGGCUCCGUCCGCAAGGUCCUGCGCUUCCCCGCCGACAACCUCCGCGUCGGUCUCGAGCAGUCCGUCAAGGAUCUCGGCAAGCGCCGCGAGGAGACGCUCAAGGUCCGCCAGGAGAGCGAGGUCGCGCUAAAGUACUUUGGCAACCUCGUUCGCAACAGCGCGCAGCAGAGGACCGUCGUCGAGGGCGUCGACCUGGAUGCCCCGCCGCCGGGCGCCGUCGGUGCCGGCCUUCACUGA